Molecule: messenger RNA, 1230 nt
Organism: Trematosphaeria pertusa
Lineage: Eukaryota; Fungi; Ascomycota; Dothideomycetes; Pleosporales; Trematosphaeriaceae
Product: alpha/beta-hydrolase
Exons: 1
Coding region: 5-742 (245 amino acids)
Biological process (GO): protein depalmitoylation
Cellular component (GO): cytoplasm
Molecular function (GO): palmitoyl-(protein) hydrolase activity; carboxylic ester hydrolase activity
Source: RefSeq, a predicted model, not a curated record
CAAUAUGCCAUAUCCAUCACCCUACAUCGUCGAGCCUGAGACAGGCUAUCCGCAUACCCAUACGGUCAUCCUCCUCCAUGGUCGGAGCAGCACCGCGCAAGAGUUCGCAACCGAUAUUUUCUCCCUCAAAACAUCCACACCAGAUCAAAAGUGGAGGUCAACCUUCCCGGGUAUCCGUUGGGUAUUUCCAGAUGCCGGACAGCGAUGGUGCACACCGUUCAAAGAGGAGCGUUCCGCGUGGUUCGACACGUACUCGCUGGAUGACCUGAGUAUGCGGCAGGACCUCCAGGUAUCGGGAUUGAGAGAUGGGAUCCACUUGGUCAAAGAUAUUAUCGAGGCAGAGGUAGAACGAUUGGCCGGACAAGCGGAUAGGAUAAUUCUUGGGGGCUUCUCGCAAGGUUCGGCGAUUGCUCUCUGGUCCUUAUUCACCGGUGCUGCCAUGACGAAGGGGCCUUUGGGGGCUUUCGUGGGAUUGAGUGCGUGGAUGCCUUUUACCAAGAAAGCGAAAGAAGUCUUCCACGCCGGUGAAUCCGGCGAAGCCCAAGCUUGUCAAAUACACGGGCUGAUGGAUACAUUCUGUGAAAUACUGGGUAUUGGGCCACUCGCUUCGGCUGAAGCCGCCCAAGACAAGUUGCGGCGCAUGCCUGUUUACCUUGGGCAUGGCACUGAUGUAAUUAAAGUCCUCCCAGCCACUCUAGAUUCGCUGACUGACGUCCUUUUCCUCUCUAGGACGCGCUUAUAAGCGUGACAAACUGCCACGACCUUUCAUCAAUACUCGGUGCACUUGAAACCAAAGUCCAAGUUCAGGAGUACGUCGGUGCUGAGAGGAAUGGCCACUGGAUCAAGGAGCCUGAGCAGGUUGAUGAUAUUUUUGCCUUUCUUGGGGACCUUGUGGGGAGCAAAUGACUCCGUGGGCAUAGAGAUCGUGGUGAGGAUGUGAAGGGCAUACAUGUCCAUGUAGGGCCGCUGCUAAGGUGCGAAUAUCUGAAGAACCUCCGGAAUGCCCGGGCAAGAUAACAAAUCGACCGGAUAUACUGCUGCUCUUCAACCUGGAGUAGAUGUUUGAUCGGUUCCGGUCACGGCUGCUGGAGUCGACGACUGAUUCGUUUCCGUGUCCUUGCCGUUCGAAUCUAUCUUCUGAUUUCCACGCUCGGACUUCUUCGGCUGUCGCUGUGCACCAACCGGGAAUCUCUUGUUGCCGCCGCAGAGCGUACACUCGAUAACUAAAAC